ACUAUGGUUCAUCAAACCAGAACUUUCUACCUCCCUUCCUAAAAGCACAAAAUUUCAUUUUUUUCUCCCUUUAUAAUCUCGACGAAAAAAGAAGUUACAUAUAUAAAAAACUAUACUAGAAAACAAAAACACUCUUGUCAGACAUCUAGAGCUUUGAAUCAUGGAAGUUAACGGUGGAGAAGAUCAAUACGAAGAAGCAUCAGAGUGGUUUGUAAAGUAUUUAAAUCGUCAAGGUGAUUGGUUAGAAAAGACACGAGGAAAUCUUAUGGUUGCAGCGACAGUUAUAGCUGGUAUGAGUUUCCAAGUUAUGGUUAAUCCUCCUGGUGGUGUAUGGCAGAGUGAUAUUUGUUCUUCCGGUGAUCAAACCGGUACCGCACCGGUUUGUAAGGCAAAAGCGGGAACUUCGGUAUUGGAGCACGACAGUUCGAAACGUGGGCUCUAUCUUGGAAUGGUUAUUAGCAGUACAGUUUCGUUUUCUGCCUCCAUGAGCCUCAUUCUACUUGUCAUCAGUGGAUUACGGCUCAGGAACCGGAUGAUAAUGGCGAUCCUUGUGACAUUUAUGGUACUAGCGGUUCUCUGCAUAUCGGCGGCGUUUUUCUUCGCUGUCGCAUUGGUUCAGUAUGACGAUGAUAAAAUCAUAUAUAUACUAAUGGUUUAUGUGGGAUUUUGGGUCGUGUUUCCUGUUAUAAUACUUGUAAGCCAACUAGUUCGGUUUUUAGGUUGGCUUAUUUGUUUCAUAUGUUGUUGUUGUUGUCCACGUCGACGGCGGUCCCCUCGAGGGCUGCUGCCAAUGACUCCAUCUCCCGCCCGUUAACGAAGAAGAGGAGCAUGUGGCUCAAACCCACAUAUGAAAUAGAAGUACGGUGUUACUAGUGCGACCACUACAAUAAAAGUCUCCCAUGCAUGUCCAUUAUUAUAAGGUUUAUAUAAGGCUGUCACUUGAUUGUAUGGGGUUUUGUCUUGUUAAAUUAGUACUAUAUUCUUUGAUUA
This is a messenger RNA of Raphanus sativus (radish), 990 nucleotides long. RefSeq lists its product as uncharacterized. The record is from RefSeq and is a predicted model, not a curated record. Bases 161 to 814 code for a protein of 217 amino acids. Lineage: Eukaryota; Viridiplantae; Streptophyta; Magnoliopsida; Brassicales; Brassicaceae. The transcript is spliced from 2 exons.